Molecule: messenger RNA, 2575 nt
Organism: Cherax quadricarinatus
Lineage: Eukaryota; Metazoa; Arthropoda; Malacostraca; Decapoda; Parastacidae
Product: arylsulfatase B
Source: RefSeq, a predicted model, not a curated record
AGUUGAGAGAAGCUUGAGAAGAGUCUGUGAUGUGAUGGGAUGUUACACACUUCUAACAACUUCUCUAACAUUGCAACAUUCUACUGCAUUUAAACACAUCUCAACGUCUUCCUGAAUUUGUUAAGAACAUCUGUAUUUAUGUUACAUUACUGCAACAUGACACCAGACAGACACAAACCCUUAUUGAUGUUAAUGGCAUCAUCUGUGUUGAUGUUAAUCUCGGCUUCUCCGGCUCCACAAUCAGUACAUCCGCCUCAUAUUAUUCUUAUUGUGGCAGACGAUCUUGGCUGGAACGACGUCUCGUGGCAUAACCAUCAAGUGAAGACACCGCAGCUGGAGGCGCUGGCCAGAAGCGGCGUCCUGCUGGAACAAUCAUAUGUUCAACCCAUUUGUACUCCCACUCGCUCUGCACUCCUGGCUGGACGUUAUCCUUUCACCCUCGGUAGACAGCACGAUGUUCUGUGGCCGGAGGAGCCUACGGGUCUCGACCUCAAUGUUACACUUCUUCCGCAGUCAUUGAAGGAAACUGGAUACUCAACACACGUUGUUGGCAAAUGGCAUCUUGGGUAUUGUUCGUGGGCAUACACUCCAACAGAGAGAGGGUUUGAUACCUUCUACGGCUACUACACAGGAGCCGAAGAUUACUACACCCAUGUUCGUCAGCCUAACACUCUCCGUCAGGACGAUUUCUGGACACAGUGGAAUGAUGAAGAAAGCACAAGAUUAGGAUAUGACUUCAGAAACAAUACCAAGCCAGACCUGAGCGUCGAUGGCAUCUACUCAACGUAUCUGUUUGCAUCCUACGUGGAGAAACUGUUGUCGUCUCGGGAUCCUGAGGAGCCCAUGUUCCUCUACCUGCCCUUCCAGAGCGUCCAUAGCCCCAAUGAGGUUCCUCAAAAUUAUACCCAACCAUACAGCCACAUCCAAGAUGAACAUCGCCGGGUUAAACUUGGUAUGGUAAGCGCCUUGGACGAGGCUGUUGGGAGAGUUGUGGCGGCGCUCAAAUCCACUCAUCACUACAACAACUCUAUCAUCGUCUUUACUACUGACAAUGGUGGCCCCACAGUGACUUCUGGCAACAACUGGCCGUUGAGAGGUAACAAGUCCACUAUCUGGGAGGGAGGUACUAGGGGAGCCGCAUUCGUCCACUCUCCACUUCUCCCUAACCCAGGCACCGUCUCCUACCAAUUGAUGCAUGUGACAGACUGGUACGAGACGCUGGUAGGAGUGGCAGGGGGCAGAGCUCCACAAACAGAUGGGAUGGACCAGUGGGCGACCAUCACUGGCUCAGCACCUUCCCCUAGGACGCAUAUGAUCUACAAUAUCGACAACACCACGUCAUUUGUAGCUGGGGCCAGGAUAGGAGACUACAAGCUACUAGUGGGAGAUCCUGGCCCUGGAGAGUGGACGCCUCCUCCAGAGAACUUCACCAUUAACUCCCACUUCGCUCACGCUAUUAAAAAUAUCGCCUCAAAUGAAAACAAAUUAACAGUCAAACUUUCUGGUGUAUCAGAACCGCAGCUUCAUGUGUCGCAGCCAAACACAGCUCUUCACAACUACAAUAUAUUGGAUCAGUCUGGUCCCCGCCAAGCAAGUGUGGAGUCAGAAAACUAUGACCAGCUUGGUGUUCUACAAUCAGGUGUUGGAUCGGAUAAAUCUACUGAAUUGUUUGAUAAUCAAGGCCCUUUUCUCUCCGAUGAUUUGCAGAGUGACUCAUCUGCACAGUAUCAACAGAAAAUGACGGUGGUUGAACCGUUAAGUCAGCCAAGUAGGGUCCUGAGUGCAAAAAAAUCAAAUGUCGGUCCAUUUUUAGUCAGAAUCGUUGGACCAGAAGCUGUUGGCAGUUAUAACGUUAAUGAAAGAUAUUGGACAAGUGAUAAAAAAGAGAAAAGCAAAAUUUUGAAUAAGGCAAAAUUUAAUGUUAAAUAUUUUGGAAAUGUAGACGGCAAUGGUAGUGGCAGCAGACCUUCAGAUCAGCGAGCAUCACAAGACGACACUCAGGAGAGGUGGGAAGAGAGCAGACCUUCAGAUCAGCGAACAUCUCAGGAAGACGAUACCCAGGAGAUGUGGGAAGAGAGCAGACCUUCAGAUCAGCGAACAUCACUGGGAGACGAUGCUCAGGAGAGGCGGGAAGAGAGCAGACCUUCAGAUCAGCGAACAUUAGAACAAAGAGACGAUACCCAGGAGAAGGAGGAAGAUAGUCAGCCGACGCUCCAACAACUGCUACAACUGUUCAACACCAACAUCACUCAAAUCCGUCUUUAUAAUAUCACAGCGGAUCCUGAGGAAAGAGUCAACCUGGCAGCAGAGGAACAAGGUGUGGUACGCCAUAUACUGCAGUUUAUUCUACAGCAGAUGACCCGAUACGUUCCAGCUGACAUUAAACCGGAUGACCCCGCUGCUGACCCCUCGAACUAUAACAAUAUCUGGAGUCCAGGAUGGUGUGACCCUGUAUAGUCAAGUGUCAACACUAGAGUGAAAUAGUUAAUUUGAAAUGUGCCGUGCUGGAUAUAUUGCUUCUAUCCUUGUCACCUUAUCCAUUAUGACGGAAGUAAAAGUACAGUACCCAGUUUAA